Messenger RNA from Sinocyclocheilus anshuiensis, 407 nucleotides. Its product is annotated as solute carrier family 2, facilitated glucose transporter member 9-like. Gene Ontology annotation, cellular component: plasma membrane. Gene Ontology annotation, molecular function: D-glucose transmembrane transporter activity. The transcript is spliced from 2 exons. Gene Ontology annotation, biological process: dehydroascorbic acid transport. The record is from RefSeq and is a predicted model, not a curated record. Lineage: Eukaryota; Metazoa; Chordata; Actinopteri; Cypriniformes; Cyprinidae. The coding region runs from base 87 to 407 and encodes 106 amino acids.
CAGUGCGGUUCUAGUCUACAGCUGUCAGUAUUUAUUCAUAUUUAGCUCAUAUUCACUUUAUACACAUAUUCAUAUUGUUAUUUUUAAUGAUGAUGAUAAUAAUAAUAAUGUGUAGGAAAGGAACUCUUCUGGCCAAUAACGCUCUGGCUCUGAUCGCUGCGCUCCUAUUGGCUCUGGGAGAGACGGCCGGAUCCUUUGAGAUGCUCAUCAUUGGUCGGUUUAUCAUCGGCAUGGAUUCAGGUGUGUCUCUGAGCGUGCUGCCCAUGUAUCUGGGGGAGAUUUCUCCUCGGCAGGUGCGCGGCUCCAUCGGUCAGUUUCACGCCAUCUUCAUCUGUCUGGGCGUUUUCAUCGGGCAGCUGCUCGGACUGCCUGAGAUCUUUGGACAGGUGAGUCUGCAGAUGCUUUAA